AUGGAAAACAGAAGCUUGCGUGAACAAAUUGCGGCCAUGAGGCAAUCCUUCCUUGAUGAGGAGAUUUUGGACACACAGUUCAUUCAACUGGAGGAGCUAUCGGAUAAAGACGAACCCAGCAUUGCAGAGGAGGUGGUGACCUUGUACUUCAGGGAGACGACUGAACUGCUACCUACUCUUGAGGAGGAUAUGAAAGCUAUCCCGAUUGACUUAACUAAACUAGACAGGAUCUUGCAUAGGCUUAAGGGCAACAGUGCCAGCAUUGGUGCUAACAAAGUUCGAAAUGAGAUCAACAACACAAUGGCGCUUUUGGAGGAAGGGAACGUGGAAGGGGCAAAGGCCGCCUUCGAGCAGGUGCGAAAGGAGCAUGAAACUCUCAAAGCCAAGCUCGAGACCUAUUUUCAGGUUUAUCUCUCUGGACCCACAUAGACCAUUCUUCAUAUUUUUCUUGCUU
Messenger RNA from Theobroma cacao (cacao), 454 nucleotides. Its product is annotated as pseudo histidine-containing phosphotransfer protein 2-like. Gene Ontology annotation, cellular component: nucleus; cytoplasm. Gene Ontology annotation, biological process: phosphorelay signal transduction system; phosphorylation; cytokinin-activated signaling pathway. Lineage: Eukaryota; Viridiplantae; Streptophyta; Magnoliopsida; Malvales; Malvaceae. Gene Ontology annotation, molecular function: histidine phosphotransfer kinase activity; protein histidine kinase binding. The record is from RefSeq and is a predicted model, not a curated record.